UAGACCGUUCCGAUCUUAUAAUUACCAAGUAAGUAUAAAUACAUUGUCUUCCGAGACAGGAGCAGUAUUUUUCGACUCGGCUACCAUGAAACAACUCAUUUCAACACUUUUAAUAUGCUUUCUGAUACAAAUCGAAGCGUUCCGCGCCCCUUGGGACCCCGCCCUCCCCGAAGUCUCCAACUUCGUUCCAGUCAAAGGCCAGCCUCUCAUGCUUCCCGCAAACUACACCAAAGUCCAGCUUCGAGCACUUACAGGGAUUCUCUUCGUAGACACCUUCACUAAACUGUUCAACGUUGACGAAAUCCGGAUCUUCCAAAGCAACGUCAAAGGUAUCGAAGCAGGCGCUUUGUGCACUCCUCCCAACCUCAAAGUCCUCGAACUGGACUUCAGCAACAACCAGAAUCCUCCAGUCAUCAAAAAGAGCACUUUUGCCAACUGUGGCAACAAUCUCGAGUCGCUCACAGUGGCCUUCAACGAGAUUUACAGACCAAGGCUUAGUGAAGACACCUUUUACAACCUGUAUAACCUCAGAGAGCUGGUUUUGAGGAACCAGAACAUCGACCACUUGACCAAGAGAUGGUUCAACAACAUGAAGUGGUUGCAAGUGUUGGUUUUGGAAAACUGUCGGAUUCAGCAAAUUGACCCGAACGUUUUGGAACCGCUGAAUAAUUUGAGACGACUGGAAAUUACCCACAAUCGGGGAUUAACCUAUUUGCCGCGGAAUCUCUUCAAGUACACCCCUGUUUUGGAGAUUUUGCUUCUGGUGGCCAAUAGGAUCACGGAUAUUACAUGGAAUGAGUUCGAAGGGUUGAAUCGGUUGAAAGAGUUGAGUCUUGCAGCCAAUAGAAUCGAUUAUUUUGAUGCCACGAAGGUGGCAAGGUUUAUGCCCAACCUGAAGAAGCUUUUCAUUGAACAGAAUAUGGGAUCCUGUAGGAAGAAGCUGGAUUUCAAGGACAAAUUGCAAGCCAAGAUGGAUCACCCUAUACAUGUGCAAUACACCCUCGAUCCUGGAUCUUACGACGAUUGCAAACAUUUCGACGACUGAAGCGUUAAUACAAUUAUUGUCACAAAAUAAUUUAAUAAAAAAAUUUGAAAAUGA
Molecule: messenger RNA, 1099 nt
Organism: Tribolium castaneum (red flour beetle)
Lineage: Eukaryota; Metazoa; Arthropoda; Insecta; Coleoptera; Tenebrionidae
Product: leucine-rich repeat-containing protein 15
Exons: 2
Coding region: 86-1045 (319 amino acids)
Molecular function (GO): protein binding
Source: RefSeq, a predicted model, not a curated record